UCGGUGGAAUAACAGUGGUUGUGUAAUAUAUUGAAAAUAAAGAAACAAUGAACUAUACAAAGUGAACAGUUGUAUCAUAAUUAUCUUAGCAGUUUUCGAGAUUUGGUCGUGAACGGAACGUGUUUUGUUUUUGACAUAUUGUAGUGUAGUGUUUUGUUUUAUUAAAAUGUGGCGCUUCGAUGUCCUUCUUUAUGUGGAAAACGUGUCAGUGCCUAAAAAGAUGCGCGGACGCACGCCGCGCUGGCUGUGGGUGGGGGCGGGUAGUGGUGCGUUACUUGCGCUUGCGGCGCUAUCCGCUGCACUCGCCUGGACCAGCAUAUUCGAUUCAGCACUUGCUAAUCAACUGGCGCUGACUCCAAACUCCAGGUCGUUCAGGACUUGGGUGGCACCGUCAGUACCACUGUACUUCGAUAUUUACUUCUUCAACUGGACCAAUUCUGAGAAGUUUCCAGAAGAGAAACCGAAUUUAGUGCAGCUAGGUCCCUACCGGUUUCUGGAGAAGAGAAAACAUGUAAACGUGACAUGGCAUGACAACAACGGUACGGUGGCGUACCGGACACAGAGGAGCUGGUACUUUGACGAGUCCUCCUCCAAUGGAACUCUUCAGGACAACAUCACCACACUCAAUGGUAUCGCUGCUAGGAACAACUCCUUGGAUACCGACGGCUACAUGGAAGUCACGACAGGGAGAGCAGCGGGUACUCUCCCCGGGCAAAUCAUGAGGUGGAACUAUGAAGACCACAUCCCAUAUUACGAAGGAGAGUGUGCUCAACUGGCUGGUAGUGCUGGAGAGUUCAUGCCUCGCAACCUGACGGAAGACUCCCUGCUGCCGAUGUUCGUGCCAGAUCUCUGUCGGACCGUGUAUAUGGAGUAUGUGGACACUGGCGAACAGGACGGCUUGACCUUCAACAAGUAUGCGUUAACGCAGCGGAGUUUUGAUAACUCGUCAACCUCUCCAUCAAACACAUGUUUUUGCAAUGGGGAGUGCGCUUGGAGCGGAGUGAUGAACGUGUCAGCCUGUAGGUUCGGGUCCCCGGCCUUCAUGACCCUCCCUCACUUCUUACACGGAGAUCCUCAGCUCAGGGAGCUGGUGACCGGCAUGCAGCCAGAUCCUGAUGCCCAUUCCUUUUACUUUGCUGUUGAACCUAAACUGGGAGUCCCGUUGGAUGUAGCUGCGAGAUUCCAGCUCAAUUUAUAUUUAGAACCCAGUGAGAAUAUCGGUCUUUAUGAAGACGUACCUAGAAUGCUAUUUCCAAUAUUCUGGGUGGAACAACGAGUAAAGGUGGAAGACGACGUGAUAGCCGAGCUGCGGCUAGUGCGCGCCAUCUUUGAUUGGGGCGGCACCGUUUGCGCGUGCGCAGCGCUCGUGUUCGCAAUCCUCGUCACCAUGGCAACGUGUUGGGCGAGAAAACCACACACAAUAAAAAAGGAAUCUAUAUUCGAAAAGCCUAAAGACGAGGCCGAAUUAAAGCUCAAUCCUAUAUGAAAUACUUUAUUAGUUUAAACUCAAAUAUGGAAUGUAGAUCUUCUAAAGGUCGAGAACUUCAACGUAUCGUUGGAAAAGUGCGGACGUGACGUCAACUGACAGAUUGUAUUGUGACGUCAGAAUAUAGUGAAAUGAUAUUUUUUUUAUGAAAAUGUGUAUGGACUCGUAUUAUGUACAUAGAAUAGCGUUAAGUUGAAUUGAAAGAGUAUCUGCGUUUGGAUGUUGGUGAUUUUAAUUUUUAUUGUGAAUUUGAUUUUUAUGUAUAAGACUUUUUUUAAGUAAUUUGGUCCGAUCGAGAUCUAGCCAAUUUAUUACCAUUGUUCGCAAUUAGGUUACAGUAAUAAAAACUCAUUAUCAAUAUUAUUUUGACUAUUCUGUGGCAUGUUGUUGUAACUAUUAGAAUUCCGUCCAAGGCUAAAAAUAUGUUUGGUAUAUCGAAUUUCAAAAUUUGUAUUUAAUUUCAUUAACAUCACGAUAAGUGUAGUAUGAUUGAACUGUAAAUUAAACGAUAAUUUAUUUAUAUCUAAAUAAACCUCAUAGUCUUUUUAUCAUCUUCUGUUGUAUUAAUGAAAUAGGUAUUCGUUUUCCUUAUCAAAAAAAAAAUAUUAAUACAUAUUUCUUGACAAAAUGUUAAACAAGAUUUACAAUUAAAAUGUCAGAUGAUAUGAUAGAAGUCAUAAAAAUCGUAAUUUAUGCGUAUCAGAAUGUACUGUGAUAUUGUGAAGAAGGGAGUUUAAUGAAAUGUGUUGAUACUUCUAAAUGUUGCCAUUUUAGAUUUAAUUCAUAGUAGAAAAUACAGUUAUUAUCACAGAUAUUCUUAUCUUCAAUCACACAUCUCUAUUAAUAAUUUCGUCAAGGGGUACGGUAGACUCGAUCGAAACAUUACCGGAAUAACAAAACAUAA
Molecule: messenger RNA, 2390 nt
Organism: Spodoptera litura
Lineage: Eukaryota; Metazoa; Arthropoda; Insecta; Lepidoptera; Noctuidae
Source: RefSeq, a predicted model, not a curated record